Molecule: messenger RNA, 984 nt
Organism: Protopterus annectens (West African lungfish)
Lineage: Eukaryota; Metazoa; Chordata; Ceratodontiformes; Protopteridae
Product: CD276 antigen-like
Exons: 5
Coding region: 77-853 (258 amino acids)
Source: RefSeq, a predicted model, not a curated record
UAGGUCAUGCGGAAAGUUCUGAAAGUAAACUGGAAAAGAAGAAAGAAAAAAAACAUCCCAUGUGGUAUCUUCUGCAAUGGUACUUCUUUUUCUUCCUUUGCUUGUUUACUUUAUUGGCGCUGUUACUGGUGUUCGAUUAGUGGUGAUGAAUGAACCUCUGCAACAUGUUGCAGCUGGCAAAAAUGUUACUCUGCACUGUGCAUUUACACCAGAAGAAAACCAUGAACCAGAUCAGCUUGAAGUUCAGUGGCACGUACGUAAGAGGAGUCAGUGGACUGUUCUCCAAACUUAUAAGGCAAAGCAGAUGGCAAAUGAGGAGAGACAGUACUACGGAAGGAUCUGUAUUGACCCUAACAAGCUCAUUGAUGGAAUUGCUUCUCUUCAGAUUCAGAAUGUAACACUUAAGGACAGUGGUGAAUAUCGGUGCAUCAUCAUUGAUGGAGGAGGAGCAGCAUUUGAGUCAUCCCAACUGAUUGUGUUAGCUCCGUACACUGAUCCUGAAAUAACUAAGCACUACACAGAAGCGGAGGAACUUGUUCUGCAGUGUCGAUCCCAGGAUGGCUACCCCAAAGGUGAAGUUCAAUGGUUUGAUGGAAAUGGCACAGAACUACAGUGGCAGGGGUCAACAGAACACAUCCUGACAAAUGAGGGCAACUUUCAGAUCAUCAGUAACUUAUCAUUACCAUUAAAUGAGGAGGUGCACAUUUGUUGCACAAUCAGCCACAACACUAAUCUGUUUGAAAAGAAAGUGACCUGUCACACAGUCAUUGGUCCUUCUUGGGUUUCUAAAGGAGCGAGUCUUUUUCAAGAAAAAAAAUGUCAAGUUCCCAACACUGAAUGGAAAAAGUAUUAAAGCAAUUCUGAGCUAAACUUUGCGUAAAAUUCAUUAGAUAACAGGUGUGAAUCUGAGAGGUUCUUCAAUGCUAGCUCAUGAAUAAUUGACUCAUUCAUACUCAUAUACAUUUCAAAAGGUAGGAUGUCAUU